GUGGACCUGGAGCCUGGGGACUUGAUUGAGAUCUUCCGGACGGGAUACCAACACUGGGCAGUCUACGUGGGUUUGGGCAACGUUAUCCACCUGGCUCUGCCAACCGAAUAUGCAGAGGCUGGAGCUGCCAGUGUCAAGUCGCUCUGGCCCAACACAGCAAUAGUGAAGAAGGAACAGCUGUCCAGCGUGGUAGGGAAAGAUCGCUACCGUGUGAACAACAAGCAUGACUCCAAAUAUCCUGCCCGGACUCCAGAUCAGAUCAUCUCUUUUGCGGAGAAGCUGGAGGGCAAAACAAUAAAAUAUAAAAUCACUACCCAGAAUUGUGAGCAUUUUUGCAACAGCCUGCGCUACAAUGUGGCUCGGAGCGAUCAAGUGAGUGGCGAACGUAGCAUUUCUUACAACCGGUUCACCCAAACCAUCCCGAACCGGUAGAACACUACCACGGGGAUUAACUUCUUCUCCCAAACACCUGAGGUCAGGACAGCUAGUAACCGGUGGAAGAUCAUUAAAGAGAGAUUUCAUCCUGGAAUUAAGGAGUUCAUCCUGGAAUUCCUGAGUGAGAGAACAGAGGGGGGGGGGUUGGACUAGAUGGCCUACAAGGUCCCUUCCAACUCUGAUUAUC
This is a messenger RNA of Pseudonaja textilis, 622 nucleotides long. Lineage: Eukaryota; Metazoa; Chordata; Lepidosauria; Squamata; Elapidae. The record is from RefSeq and is a predicted model, not a curated record.